Molecule: messenger RNA, 255 nt
Organism: Clunio marinus
Lineage: Eukaryota; Metazoa; Arthropoda; Insecta; Diptera; Chironomidae
Source: the annotation of a GenBank genome assembly
AUGUCACAGUUGGAAAAUAUUGAAAUAAAAGUGAAUAACGAAGUUGAUAAAAUUGAAACCAAUACAAAUGAACAAAGAGUUGACAAUGCGGUUAAACAGGAAACUGAAAGCAAUAAAGAAACAAAGGAAGCAGUCAUAGAAGAACCAAUAAAAGCUUUCCAAGUUCCAGUUGCAUUCAAUGUUAUAUCUGCACCAAGAGUUUGUCCACCUGGAUAUCGAAUGGAUUCGAAAGGAAAAUGUCGGAAAGUUCUGUGA